Molecule: messenger RNA, 4875 nt
Organism: Nycticebus coucang (slow loris)
Lineage: Eukaryota; Metazoa; Chordata; Mammalia; Primates; Lorisidae
Gene: SENP7
Product: SUMO specific peptidase 7
Exons: 24
Coding region: 89-3208 (1039 amino acids)
Biological process (GO): protein desumoylation
Cellular component (GO): cytoplasm; nucleus
Molecular function (GO): SUMO-specific endopeptidase activity
Source: RefSeq, a predicted model, not a curated record
UUUUCCCCUUCUCCCCUCCCCCCUCCCCCGAGCUGGAGGGGUCUUGAGGUGACAGCGCCUGCAACUGCGACUCCAGCAGGAGAAGAAGAUGGGCAAGAGGAAGCUCGGACGACGGCGAUCUUCACCCGAAAUUGUCACAGAAGGAAAAAGGAAAAAGUCUUCACAGUCUGACUUAUCAGAGUUUCAGAUAAGAAAGAUGUUAAAUGCAAAACCAGAAGAUGAUCAUGUUCAGUCACCACUGUACAAAUUGAGACGCUCAGAAUGCUGGGAUCUCCCUUUGCAGGGGUGGAAAAGAAGCUUAAGAAAUAAAGUCAUCUCUCGAGAUCAUAAAUUAAAAAAAAUUGUCCAUGGGUGCACUGUCACUUCCAAGUUAUCACCAGAAAGGCAACUCAAAGUUAUGUUGACGAAUGUCCUAUGGACGGAUUUAGGACGAAAAUUCAGAAAGACCCUACCUAGAAACGAUGCUAAUUUAUGUGAUGCCAACAAGGUACAAUCAGACUCAUUGCCUUCGACAUCUGUUGACAGCCUAGAGACAUGUCAAAAAUUAGAACCUCUUCACCAAAGCCUUAAUUUAUCUGAAAGGAUACCCAGAGUUAUAUUGACGAAUGUCCUGGGAACGGAGUUAGGAAGAAAAUACAUAAAGACCCCACCUGUAACUGAGGGAAGUUUGAGUGGUACAGACAACUUGCAGUCAGAGCAACUUUCUUCAUCAUCUGAUCGCAGCCUAGAAUCUUGUCAAAAUCUAAAUCCUCACAAGAGCUGUUUUUUAUCUGAAAGGGGUUCACAGUCAGGAAAGCAGAUAGCACGCAGUAAAGAAAAGCGAAGAGAUGAUGAUGACCCUUCUGUUUUAAUGUCUGAUUCUGAGCCUAAAGACCUUAACAAUGGCAGUGAUCAUCUUGAAAAGGGCAGUAGAAACAAGGAUGUUACAUGUUCUGAUUUUAAAAUGGAACCUGCUCAGAUUUCCAGGAAGACAAAAAAGAAGAUGAGAAGUAAUUUACCUAAUUCUUGUAAUUCUAUUCCUUCUUUGGAUAUGUCAACAGAACAGAUAAAAGAACAAGAAAAUGACUCAACAGUAUGCACUGAAUUUGAAAAGUCAAGUGAAAGCUAUCAACAGGACUCAGAAAUGCUUGAAGAAAUUAUACCUAAACAUAUAGAAAGUGAUUUUCCUAAACCACCCUCACCAAAUAGUCAAGAGGUGGAUUUGAGUGCUGCCUCCAAAAGUGCCUCUGCCUGUUCAACCACCGAAACUUUUGAGAGCUCUAUUUUCAGUGAUACUGUGGUUGAGAAGGAUGAGAGUGAGUUGAAUACAAUAGAAAAGCCUAUUCUAAGUGGACACAGUGAAGGGAACCAUUCAUUCAUCUCUGCUGAACCAAUUGUUGUUUCCAGUGAUGAAGAAGGACCCAUCGAACAUAAAGAUUCAGAAAUUCUUAAAUUACAACCUAAGCAAGACUAUGAGAUCACUAAUGAAAAUCAGAGUACCUCAGAAUCAGUGUUGUCAGAAUUACCAUUGACUACAUGUGAAUCUGUACAGGCAUCAUCUGAAUCAUGUCCAUAUAAUCCUGUCAUGGAAAACAUUUCCUGUAUUAUGCCUAGUAAUGAGAUGGAUCUACAACUGGAUUUCAUUUUUACUUCUGUCUAUAUUGGUAAAAUAAAAGGAGCUUCAAAAGGCUGUGUUACAUUCACAAAAAAGUAUGUAAAGAUCCCAUUUCAAGUAUCUCUGAAUGAGGUUUCCUUGCUAGUGGAUACCACACAUUUAAAAAGGUUCGGGUUAUGGAAAAGUAAGGAUGAUGAUCACAGUAAAAGGAGUUCUGCUAUCCUUUUCCUCUGGGUUGCUUCAAAUUAUCUUCAAGAGAUUCAGACCCAAUUAGAAAACUCUAUAUUAAGCCAUCAGUCAAAAUCCAGUGAAUUCAUUUUCCUUGAGCUACACAAUCCUAUUUCACAAAGAGAAGAAUUGAAAUUGAAAGAUAUUAUGAUGGAAAUAAGUGCAACCAAUGGAGAAUUAGAGCUUUCUUACCCAUUGUCUUGGGUUCAGGCACUUCCUUUGUUUCAGAGCCUCUCUUCAAAAGAAAGUUCUUUUAUUCAUUAUUACUGUGUUCCAACUCAUUCUUUCUCUGCUCCUGCUGCUGCUAUUGAAGAAGUGAAGAUGAAAUCAAUAUCUCAGCCCUUUAAUACAGAUGCAACCAGACCUACCUACACCUUCCUGCAGAAGCAAAGUAGUGGUUGCUACUCAUUUUCUAUUACAUCUAACCCAGAUGAAGAAUGGCAAGAAGUCAGGCACACUGGACCUGUUCAGAAGUUGAUUGUAUAUCCUCCACCACCUACCAAGGGAGGAUUAGGGGUAACUAAUGAAGAUUUGGAGUGUUUAGAAGAAGGAGAGUUUCUUAAUGAUGUAAUCAUUGAUUUUUACCUUAAGUAUCUUAUAUUGGAGAAGGCAUCGGAUGAACUUGUUGAACGAAGUCACAUUUUUAGUAGCUUUUUCUAUAAGUGCUUGACAAGGAAGGAAAAUAAUUUAACAGAAGAUAAUCCAAAUCUUUCAAUGGCACAGAGAAGACAUAAAAGAGUAAGAACAUGGACUCGUCACAUAAACAUUUUUAAUAAAGAUUACAUCUUUGUACCUGUAAAUGAAUCGUCUCACUGGUAUCUUGCAGUCAUUUGUUUUCCAUGGUUAGAAGAGGCUGUGUAUGAAGAUUUUCCACAAACUAUAUCCCAGCAGUCACAGGCUCAGGACUCCCAACAUGACAACAAAACAAUAGAUAAUGAUCCACAAGCUACUUCAGCACUGUCUUUGAGUGCAGAGGAUUCUCCAAGUACCGAGAUGAACAUGUCAGUACCAAAGAAAAUGUGUAAAAGGCCAUGUAUUCUCAUACUUGACUCCUUGAAAGCUGCUUCUAUACAAAACACAGUUCAGAAUUUACGAGAGUACUUAGAGGUAGAGUGGGAAGUUAAGAGAAAAACUCAUCGUGAAUUCAGCAAAACAAACAUGGUGGACCUAUGUCCGAAAGUUCCUAAACAAGACAAUAGCAGUGAUUGUGGAGUAUAUUUACUGCAGUAUGUGGAAAGCUUCUUUGAGGAUCCUAUUGUGAAUUUUGAACUUCCAAUUCACUUGGAGAAGUGGUUUCCUCGUCAUGUAAUAAAGACCAAACGGGAAGAUAUUCGAGAACUCAUUUUGAAACUUCAUUUACAGCAACAGAAGGGCAGCAGUAACUAGUUAAUCUGUACAAACAUGACACAGAUGUUCUCUAAGAUUACUGGAAAGCCUCUUACCAGCAUUUGUGUUAGCCAGCUCACAGAGUGAAAAUAACUUGCGGUAGUUUUAUAAGUCAUUGGACAUUAUUUAAAAUAUAUAAGAUAUAUUAUUAGAAUUGUUUGGAUCUUAUAGAUGGUGUAGGAAUGGGGAUGAUAUAAACUUAUUAGAUAGAAAUUAAAAUUUCAUAAAUAUUUCAUAUUUUUCUGAGUAAAUAUGCUUGGAUUAUGCAAUAGUAUAUGUAAUGUGGGAAUGUUUUUGUAGAUAAUAAAACUACGUGAUCUGUACUUCCACAUGACUGGGUGUUGAGGGGAGUUAGGUCCUCCCAGUGCCAGCCCCAGAGCUUGUCAGAUUUGUUGACAAGUCACACCAUAUUGUAAUUCUAUUCUUUGCAGCUCAAGCAUGCAGUAUGAAUACUGUGUAUUUUUUUUUAGAAAAGAAUUUAGUAUCAAGGCUUCAGAAAAUGCCAUUUACGGCAUCCCUUCUGUAUGUUGUAAAAAAAGACAUUCAUAAUGUCAGGAAGAUGACGGAAAUCCACUCUUUUACAGCGCAGCUUAUUAUUCUUAAUUGCUAAAUGCAUUUUCUCCCAUUUCUUUUGAUAUCAUAUGUUGGGGUCUGAGAACUUAAUUCAUUUGUUCAGGGUAAAAUUUGGAACAAAAACAUUUAGCUUUCCAAAAUAGGUUUUUAAAAAUUAUACAUGUAGCUCACCUUUGUUUAUUUGAGGUAUAGCUGUAUAAAUAUUCACUCCUACAGUAUUCUAGAAUAUAUGUAUACAGUUUCUACAAUAUAGAAGAUAAAACUGAUGUCCUCACACUUUAACAAAAAAUACCCUCAUGUCCUAUUUAUUGCUAGAAAUAAAUAUAUAAUUUUAUAGCUCAGUUUAGCCAGUAUUCAUCUGCAAAGCCAGAUUGCUGUCAUUGCCUUUAUAUUUUUAAAUUGUAGUUUUUAAGAGACCUAUGAUCCUCAUUGAGCUUAAUUUUUUUUAUCAGAUAUUAAGGUAACAGCUCUAAAUUCAUGUGAUGAUGGUGGUAUUACCUAUGAUUAAACAUUUCAGAACCUUCUGAAGUUAUCAGGAAUAUUUUGAGGGAGACAUGAUUAUAGUGUAUUUUCUCAGAUAAGAAAAAUACUUUUUAACAAUAUUAUUUUAAUCCUCUGUGUUAAGCGUCUCUUGGAUUUACAUUGUAACUGUGUGUAAAGCAGUGAAGCAAAGCAAGUUAAGAUAAAGCUAAAACAUUUGGACGUAUUAUUUCAAAAUCAUGUGAAUUGAGAUUGUCAGUUAAGCCUGUGUCCUAAGCUUUUGUUAUCUUGUCACCAUCUUUAUAUUAUUAAAGAUAGUUGUCUUUUGGAGGUUUCAUAGAAAAAUGAUCAUAAUUACAUAUUUCAUUCCCAAUUUGUGUGUUUGUGUGUGUGAGACUUUUUAAGGUGACUAUUAAUUGUUUUGUACAUCUAAUUUUGGGAAAGCAAGUAAGAUACCUUGUGAUUUCUGAACUUUUUUGUUUGUAUGUUUUUCAAAGAUACCACUGUCCUUUAUCAUGUAUGGAAGAUUGUUUAAAAUUCAUUUUCCUAAAUUCAUGUACAAAUAAUGCCUUGAUGAUAUCAACAUUUUAUAUUAAAAAUAUUUCCAAUUCAUU